AAAGAGGCUUGGGAAGGAAACAACAGAAAAGAAACUGCUCAUCAUAUUUAAAGGGAGGCAAAUGACAGUGGAGAUGAGGACGGAGGGAGAAAAGACCAUGAAAGUCAAAAAUUACAAAUAGAGGAAAAAAAAUUCCAAGAAGAACACCCAUCCGGAGAUAUGAAGAGAAUGAAAGUUUUAUGCUGCAGAGCCGUUCUAUGCUUUUCCGGCACAAAAUUCUCUCGCUGUUUUUAAGCCUCUUUGCGUUUGCUUGGCGUUGGCACUAAGAGGCAUGUUCAGCGGUGCCAGCAGCAUCUCCUCUUCCUUCUCCUCUUCCUCUUCGUCUUCCUCCUCUUCCUUUUCUUCCUCCUCCUUCUCCUCCCAUCAGCAAGAAGACAAACCGAGGACAGUCUUGAAAUAUCGAAAUUUCCUCCUUGGGAUUUGCCAGGGCCGCGUUGCGCCAAGAUUGUCGGAAUAAAGGACGCUGACUAUUGUAUUAUCAUUAUUUUAUUAAUUGGUCAGUGGGAAGAUUACAGAUGAGGAAAAGGGACGCCUGUCACCCUUCCUGCACUAAGAUUGAAAAAUGAGGCUGGACUGGGGGAAACCCUAAUAUGAAGCAAAAGGAACAAGAUUUUUAAAGACAUAAAGCCACAAGAGCCCCCUCGUAGCGUACUUUUAUUUGUAUUUUUUUGAGAUUUUUUUUUUUAUUCUGUGGUGGGGGGGAGGUGAUUGGGUGGCUGACUGGCUGCGGGAAGCUGCUUCCUUUCCCUUUGGAGAUGAUCGUGCUAUUAUUCUUUGCCUUGCUCUGGAUGGUGGAGGGUGUCUUUUCCCAGCUUCACUACACGGUACAGGAGGAGCAGGAACAUGGCACUUUCGUGGGGAAUAUUGCUGAAGAUCUGGGCUUGGACAUUACAAAACUUUCGGCUCGCAGGUUUCAGACGGUGCCUAACUCGCGGACCCCUUAUUUGGACCUCAACCUGGAGACCGGGGUGCUGUAUGUGAAUGAGAAGAUAGACCGCGAGCAAAUCUGCAAGCAGAGCCCCUCCUGCGUCCUGCACCUGGAGGUCUUCCUGGAGAACCCCCUGGAGCUGUUCCGGGUGGAGAUCGAGGUACUGGACAUCAAUGACAACCCUCCCUCCUUCCCGGAGCCGGACCUGACUGUGGAGAUCUCCGAGAGCGCCACGCCGGGUACCCGCUUCCCUUUGGAAAGCGCAUUCGACCCAGACGUGGGCACCAACUCCUUGCGCGACUACGAGAUCACCCCUAACAGCUAUUUCUCCCUGGACGUGCAGACCCAAGGGGAUGGCAACCGAUUCGCAGAGCUGGUGCUGGAGAAGCCGCUGGACCGAGAGCAGCAAGCGGUGCACCGCUACGUGCUGACCGCGGUGGACGGGGGAGGAGGCGGAGGAGGAGGAGGAGACGGAGUGGGAGGCGGCGGGGGAGGGGGCCUACCCCUCCAGCAGCAGCGUACCGGCACGGCUCUACUCACCAUCCGAGUGCUGGACUCCAACGACAACGUGCCUGCCUUCGACCAACCAGUCUACACUGUGUCCCUACCAGAGAACUCGCCCCCAGGCACGCUCGUGAUCCAACUCAACGCCACGGACCCGGACGAGGGCCAAAACGGCGAAGUCGUGUACUCCUUCAGCAGCCACAUCUCGCCCCGAGCGCGAGAACUCUUCGGACUCUCUCCGCACACCGGCCGCCUGGAGGUGAGCGGCGAGCUGGACUAUGAAGAGAGCCCAGUGUACCAGGUGUACGUGCAAGCCAAGGACCUGGGUCCCAACGCGGUGCCUGCGCACUGCAAGGUGGUAGUGCGAGUGCUGGAUGCUAACGACAACGCACCGGAGAUCAGCUUCAGUACCGUGAAGGAGGCGGUGAGCGAGGGCGCGGCGCCAGGCACAGUGGUAGCCCUAUUCAGCGUCACAGACCGCGACUCAGAGGAGAAUGGGCAGGUGCAAUGCGAGCUGCUGGGGGACGUGCCGUUCCGCCUCAAAUCUUCCUUCAAGAACUAUUACACCAUCGUGACCGAGGCCCCACUAGACCGAGAGGCAGGGGACUCCUACACUCUGACCGUGGUGGCCCGGGACAGAGGCGAGCCGGCACUUUCCACCAGUAAGUCGAUCCACGUACAAGUGUCAGAUGUGAACGACAAUGCGCCGCGCUUCAGCCAGUCUGUCUACGACGUGUAUGUGACCGAGAACAACGUGCCGGGAGCCUAUAUUUACGCGGUGAGCGCCACCGACCGCGAUGAGGGCCCCAACGCCCAGUUAGCCUACUCCAUCCUCGAGUGCCAGAUCCAGGGCAUGAGCGUCUUCACCUACGUGUCCAUCAAUUCUGAGAACGGCUACUUGUACGCUCUGCGCUCUUUUGACUACGAGCAGCUCAAGGACUUCAGCUUUCAGGUGGAAGCCCGGGACGCCGGCAGCCCACAGGCUCUGGCGGGCAACGCCACCGUUAACAUCCUUAUCGUGGAUCAGAACGACAAUGCCCCUGCCAUCGUGGCGCCCCUUCCGGGGCGCAACGGGACUCCUGCGCGCGAGGUGCUGCCCCGCUCGGCGGAGCCGGGUUAUUUGCUCACCCGCGUGGCUGCAGUGGACGCUGACGAUGGUGAGAACGCCCGCCUCACCUACAGCAUCGUGCGGGGCAAUGAAAUGAACCUCUUUCGCAUGGACUGGCGCACCGGGGAGCUCCGCACAGCGCGCCGGGUGCCGGCCAAGCGCGACCCCCAGCGGCCUUACGAGCUGGUGAUCGAGGUGCGCGACCACGGGCAGCCGCCCCUAUCUUCCACCGCCACCCUGGUGGUGCAGCUGGUGGAUGGUGCCGUGGAACCCCAGGGCGGGAGCGGGGGCGGAAGUGGGGGGUCAGGGGAACAUCAGCGACCCGGCCGCUCCGGCGGCGGGGAGACUUCGCUGGACCUCACCCUCAUCCUAAUCAUCGCGCUGGGCUCGGUGUCCUUCAUCUUCCUGCUGGCCAUGAUUGUACUGGCUGUGCGCUGCCAAAAGGAGAAGCAGCUUAACAUUUACACCUGCCUGGCCAGCGACUGCUGCCUCUGCUGCUGCUGCUGCGGCAAUGGGGGCGCGACCUGCUGCGGACGUCAAGCCCGGGCGCGCAAGAAGAAACUCAGCAAGUCAGACAUUAUGCUAGUGCAGAGCUCAAACGUCCCCAGUAACCCUGCCCAGGUGCCCGUGGAGGAGUCUGGGGGCUUUGGCUCCCACCACCACAACCAGAAUUACUGCUACCAGGUCUGCCUGACCCCAGAGUCCGCCAAGACCGACCUGAUGUUUCUUAAGCCCUGCAGCCCCUCGCGGAGUGCGGACACCGAGCACAACCCCUGCGGGGCCAUAGUCACUGGCUACACCGAUCAGCAACCCGACAUCAUCUCCAACGGAAGUAUUUUGUCCAACGAGACCAAACACCAGCGAGCAGAGCUCAGCUAUCUAGUUGACAGACCUCGUCGAGUUAACAGUUCUGCAUUCCAGGAAGCUGACAUAGUAAGCUCUAAGGACAGUGGUCACGGAGACAGUGAACAGGGAGAUAGUGAUCAUGAUGCCACCAAUCGCGGCCAGUCAGCUGGUAUGGAUCUCUUCUCCAACUGUACCGAGGAAUGUAAAGCCCUGGGCCACUCAGAUCGGUGCUGGAUGCCUUCUUUCGUCCCUUCUGAUGGACGUCAGGCUGCCGAUUACCGCAGUAAUCUGCAUGUUCCCGGCAUGGACUCUGUUCCAGACACUGAGGUGUUUGAGACUCCCGAAGCCCAGCCUGGGGCUGAGCGGUCCUUCUCCACCUUUGGCAAAGAGAAGGCCCUUCAUAGUACUCUGGAGAGGAAGGAGCUGGAUGGACUGCUGUCUAAUACACGAGCGCCUUACAAACCACCAUAUUUGACACGGAAAAGGAUAUGCUAGUCAAUUCUACAGACUUACCUGAAGCAGCAUGAUUUGCACAAAAGUCGACCAACAAAAGCAUCAACUUUUCAACUUCAUUAUCUUGGCCAUCCAGUUAGUUUUGUGUAACUGAGUAUUAGAUUGCCGACGGAGUCAUCGUGGCCAAUUAUAGGACCUAAUUGCUCUCAGCAGGCCUGAGAAAUGAGUUGAAAUGUAUGGAACUGUAGAACUUUAGAGGCAACGGAUCUUGCCUCUCUGAUCAGUGUGUGCCUGUUUACAGCACUAUAUAUCUUUCUCUCUCCAAAUGUCACUGAGCCCUUUAGAUGUUUAUAUUCACCACGAGAAGCCAGUCAUAAAGAUAAAGGAAAUUUGUGCAUUAUAAAUGCAAUAUCACUGUUUUAAACUUGACUGUUUUAUAUUAUUUUGUGUGAUCAAGUGUCCCCCAAACUAUUUCAACUUUACAAGAGAGAUUGUGAUUAUGUUCUUUUCACCCGUGGGUUAAAAAAUGUUGUAUUCUGAAGACCCACAAAAUAUCAAAGACAUUCUGUAGUUUAUACACCGUGUUGCAAAGUGUUUACUGUACUAUUUCAAAGCUUCUAAAUAAAUAUAAAAUAUAUAUAUAUUAUAUUAUAUAAUUUUCCUAAAAUGUGGUACAACUUAGUUGGUUUUUAAAUGGAUUCAUACAGUCCACACCAUACAAUAAAGUAAAAGGUAAUUCAGGGUCCCAAAGAUAAACUUUUUAAGAAAAAAGAAAAACACAUCAUUAAUAGUUUUCCUCCCAUUUCUCAUCUUAGUCAACCCUGUUUUUCCUUGUUUAAAAGAAAACAAAGCUAUAAGCUACAAAAUUUUGUCAAGAAUUCGUACUGAAUUUUCAAUGCCAAAGAUGUAGCUGUCGAUGUUAUCAGUCUGAGCACUGAACACGUACUAUCAAAAUAUCUAACAAUCUACAUUAUUUCGAUUCUAUUUCUAUGGCUUUGAAUUUAGAAUCACUUAAAACUUUUAUAAAGAACCUAUAACUUCACCUGUAUAUGUUGUUAGAAGGAAAAAAAAAACACUAGGUGUCUGUACAUUUUGUGGUGUAAAAUAUGUAAUUGAAGAUGACUAUUUUAAGAAGUCCUCAGUCAUAUAACUCAGAACUUUAUUUUACAUAGUUUUACAUAGUUUUGUGACUCAAUUACACAAGAAUAUACAAUCUGUUUAUAACACUCUAUGAAUAUUUAGAGAUAUAUAAAUAUCUGAACUGAUAAAGAACAGCUAUACGUUAUAAAGGAUUCCUAAAUUUAAAACAAAUUAAAUAAAUUUGGAGAUAGAAACAUGGUACAUUAUUUCAGUAUUAUCUUAUAUGCGAACAUUUUAAAGUUUAAAUGUGGCUAGUGUUUUAUUAGUGAGGUAGUUUUUCAUGAGCAUCAGCCUUGAAAAGUAAAGUUUGUAUUUUAAUUUUAUGUCAAUAAGUUAAUUAUUAAAAUCAGUGAGAUGUAUUUUCCUUUCUUUUACAUACAUUUUUUUUCUUGUUUUUAACUGUUGUUCAUUGCUAUUGAAAUACAAUUAAGAGAGGGAAAGAUCAGAGAAUGUGAGAGAAUCUUUCAAGCAAAAAACCGAAUUAUCACAGCUCCCCUCUAAAAAACCUUCUACAUCACACCUAAAUGUUUGCCCAAGCUUAUUUAUAGAGCAUUUUUUAAACAUUUUCCUUAAUUUUAACUAAUCUUAUGUUCAACGAUAUUUUGAGUUGACUUGUAUUACUAAAGAAUAGACUAAAACCUAACACUUAACAGAUGUUUUCCAUUUAAUUUUAUGUGUUUUAAAUGAGAAUUUUCUCCUUAGUUUUAAUAUUAAAAUGAAUAAAAAUAUUAUUAGGUUCUUGAUAUGUAUAUUCCAGAGAUAUUUUUGAAUCACUCAUAUAAUUGUUUUCAAGGUAGAUAUUAACAUGCAAUCAUUUCAAUCAGCUUAUAGUUUGAAAUAACGUGUAAUGUUCCAGUCUUUUUAGAACUCUGAAAAUAUAUGAAAUUCAUUAACCAUACAUGAUACAAAGAGCACAUAUGUUCGCUAAGUGUAGUAGUAGUAUUUUCUCAAACGUUUGGCAUUACUACAUUAAUAUUUUGAAUAGGAGACAAUUUUAUUAAGGAAAUAUUUCUAUAUAAUUUAGUUGGGGAAAAAUUUGUGUGUUAUAAUUCCUUUUUAAACAAGAAAGUGAUUUUCUUGUUGAUUCAGUCUGCUUUGAUUAAAACCUUUCAUGCAUCAUUUUACAGUCAUGGGGAAAAUAAAACAUCCAUCUUAUUUAUUACAUGCCAUUGAAAAUAAGGUUGUACAAAUUUUACAUAUGAAAACUAUAUUAAUUCAUUUGAUUAAAAUAAAUUGUCUUUAAUUAUUUAACCCUUUAUAUUAUUGUAUAUAAUCUCACUUGAAUCAAUGUCUUAUAUAUCUGUGUGCUAGUUAUUUUUAUUAUAUCAUAGCAACUAAUUGUGCUCAUUUUCAUUUUAGGAUUUAAAUUAUAUCAUCAAUCUGCAAAAAAAAAAAAAAAAAACCUUUUUCCAAAAUUUGUGGGACAGAUAGCAUUAUUUUAACGUAAAAAACUAAAUGAUUAGGAUAUUAACUGCCUAUUGACACAAGAAUAAAUCAGAAGUUACAACAGAGUAAGGAUAUGAUUUGAGUAAAUUGGCUAAAACGUCAUCUAUCAAUGAAGGGGACUAUAAAAUGGAAAAUGUGACCAACAAAUACUGAAAGUUUCCAAAUAAGCGUUUACUGGAUUAGUAUUUCAAGGAAUUUAAAAAUAGGUUUUUUAUUUUAAUUUGUUCAUCCUAAUAUCCACUCUUCUAUAAUUUCUGUACACAUUAAAGGAAAGUAAUAUCCAGCUCCGACAGUAUUCCAUUGAUAAAUCAUUUCAGAAAAGAAUAGUCAUGGCACCUACUCCUUAUUAACAUGGUCAGUUUUAGAGCAGUAAGAAGUCAACAAAUUUUCCUGUGGAAACAAUGUCUCAAUGUUUCAAAAGUAUGUCAAAUGACAAUUUUUAGAAAUAAUAUCAUCAACAUAUAAAAUUCUAAUUUUUAAUGUGUAAACCUAAUUUUGUGAAAUCAUUUUAAAUCAAAUAUUUAAAUAUCACAUCAGAAUUACUUUAGCAAUAUAGUUAUGUCAACAAUAUAAACGUAUCAUCUUUCCUGGGAAAUAUUAAGGGAAUAUGUAAGUUUAUUUUAUGAAAAUAUUAAAUGCAAUGCCUUUAUAAAAUAUUGCAAAGUAAGUGCUAUAGGGGAAGAUUUAAACAUUCUAAUCACUCAUUAUCCUGUUUUAUUUCUUAGUAAUGUUAUAAUUUGUUGUCACAUAUUCUGUAAUGUAGAAUCCCUCCUGCUUCUCCAAUAUGGAGGAGGAAAAAGAUCCUUACAAUUCUCUUCAUAAACUUUAAUAAAUGCACAUUAGUCAUACUGUUUUACCUUCCCAAAGUAUUAACUGGAGUUAAAUUAAUCUUUAGUAUAAUUAGUCAAUUAAAAUGUGGCAAAUGUUAAGUAGGAUAAAACAUUAUGUUAUUGACUGAUAAUCGCAGAGUUAUUUGUGAUUGCAUGUUUUUUUUCUCUCUUACAUUUCUAUGUAUGCUUUUAAUACCCAAGGAACUCAAAAAUACUGAAAAUGUUGAUGUACUUGAUAAUUUUUCUUAAAAUCCUAUAUUUUUCAUACUGUAACUUCUUGGGUUAAGUUUUUCAACUCUAAUUUUGUAGUGGUAAAGGCUUUGCACUUAACAUCCUUUUUAUUUUCCUUUUUAACAAGGAAAAACAGAAAAUGACAAAAUUCCAUAUUUUUUACAUUAUGGAGUAGUAAAAUUAUUUUAUAUAUUGUUAAUACUUCAAAGAAUAGCCCUCUGCUAAGUCAAACAAAUUCCUUACACAGUAACUUGUGAAACUGUUCAGUAGAGUAUUUUUUUCUUCUAAAACUUGGCAUAGGUUUUAGAUUAUAGCAUUCUGUAAGAAUGCAAGUAGAUGGGUGCCACCCGAGUAUUGCAGGCAAUAAUAUGACUAAAAUUCUAAUACUUUUAGUGUGCAUGCAUGUAUUUCUAACCACUGUUAUUUUUUAAGUAUUUGUAAAAUUAGAAAAAUGACUUAUUUCUUGAAAACUUGUCACAUGCUUAGUUUGAAGUUUUACACUCCAGAUGUUUUUGAAUUAUGUGAAAAUAUUGCAUUAACGAUGCAAAAGUAUUAAAUUUUCACGAGACUCAAAAAUUUCUGAAUGGUAGAACUCAGACUUCCAAUACAUCCACUUAAGCUUGAGCUGAAAGUAAGGAGGGAAUUUCAGCUCUAAAUACAUUUUGAGACACUUAUCUGUGAGUGAAAACAGGGUAUUAUAACAAAAGAUGAGUUUCAAUCUUAACUAUAGUGUUUGUUACUGUGAAUGCUAUAUAAUACAUAAGUAAAAUGAGUGUAAAUGUAAUAUAUUAUUUUAUACUGCUGUAUACAUAUGAAAUAAAUAAAACUAGGAUACAUAUUAUACCAUUUUUCCACGCAUGGAUCUUCCACUGACGCCUGUGGGAGCUUUGAAUAAAAAUCACUGGCAAAAUAUGGCCUUAAGUUUAAAAACAAACUAAUGCUGAUUUAGUAAUUUUAGUCUUAAUGUAAUGGAUCUAAGAGGACAUCUGUUCAAAACCGAGUCUCAUUUGAAGCAACAUAUGCCUAGUUUUAAAGGAUUUCACUAUAUUUAUAGUUUUGAAAGAAGGCAUCUAGUUCCAUAUAAUUCUUGUGCUACCUAGAAUGAAUCUUUUAAAUAUGUUUGUGUGUGUGUGUGUGUGUGUGUGUGUGUGUGUGUGUGUAUUUCCAUCUGAUGUUAUAUAUUCUUUUUACUUGUCUAGUAUGUAGUAAGAGCAAGGGUCCACAACGACUAAUACAGUGGUUAUAUUCAAGAUAUGAAUGCCUUCAAGGAUAAAAGAAAACUAUUUUACCUAAAAUUUUAGAAACAAGUUAUUUCAUGUUUAAAGUUGAUGGAAACAUAGGAUAAAAUAAAAUUUAUAUGGGUCUCACAUUCCAGAAAGUAAAUAAUUCAAUCAGAAGCAUUCCUGUCAGAAAUGUUAAAAAGCUGAAUUCAUUAAUGAUGGAAGAUUAAAAAAUAACAAACAUGGAGUAUACACAAAGAAUAUAGUAAUUGUUCUUGACUGAAAAAUCAUGCUCUUGAAGGCAGCAAAUCCUAAUCAAGACAUAGAUAUAUUUUAUAAUGUAAAAAUAACCUGAAUAAAUCAGAUAAAAAUUUAGAUUCUGAAAUAGUUAAAAGGUAAUAGAAGAAUUAUUGUGCUUCUUAAACUCAUGGGUGGUUUGGGUAACUGAUUUUCUUACAUUCAAACUAGACGUGUAAAGCCCCAUUUUAUGAGGCAAGGGGAAGACUGGGUAUACCUCUAGCUAUGAACAUCUAACAAAGCCAACUCUAUGGUGGAAAAGAACUAAAUAAAACAUGCAGGAACUAUAGCUCUCAAUGAAAUAUUAUGAAUUAUAAUUGCAAGUGGCCUUGGUUCCCCAGUAGAACUCUACCUCCUACCCAUUACUUUCAGACUUUUCUGGGAAUCAUAUCAUUGACUCUACCAUUUAGCCAAUAGUAUGCAUUUUCAGGGGUAAAAUUAUAUUUUGUUAGAUUCAAAUCCAUAUUUGAGUUUCUGAAAAUGAGUGGUUGUAAGAAUGCAUGGAAACAUCUGCUUUCAAGAAAAUUCUAGCCUGCAUUGGGAGCCAAAGAAACUGUAGGAAAAUAUUAAAUAAUUAAGUGAUCAAAUAAGUGAUCAAAUAAGUGAUCAAACUCAGUGGUCAAAACCCAUCAGUGGAUCAUCAGAUCAAUAAAUGUUUUAGGACCAUAAUAUAAAAACAAAAAUAAGUGAAUAGAAUAGGCAAAAGUAGAAUAGAAAGAUAGCAAAACAUAUUCAUAGCGAAGUAAAUAAUACUGUGAAACAUUUUUCCAGGUACAUGUGUGAAACUAAUCACAAAGUGAAAUAUAUUUUUUGCUGUGAGUCAUGCUCCAAAUAUUUGAAAAACACUGCACCAUUAGCUCUUUAUUUAAAAUUUAAGCUUAUUUAAUGAUAUGGGAAGUCAGGGAAGAUAUUUUCAAAAAGUUGUUCACAUCUGAAUAUUAAUCUUUACCUUUUGUUAAAUAUGAUAAGUACACCUAAUUGUAGAAUUUUUUUGUGAAAAUUAGGAAAAUUGAAUGUGGAAUGCAUAGCACAAUACUAGUUCACAGAAGUAGUAGAUUUUAUUAAUAUUAUUUUCUAUUACCAAUGUUCUUGGUUACCAAAAGCAUAGAACACAGUCUACAAAUUGAAAUAAUUCUUUUUCUCAAAAUUCCAGACUGCUGUGGAGUUAUAUAUCACAGGUGCCAAUUUCAAAACCUAAAAAUGAACCUAGUCUUGCUUUGAUAUCCACUCAUCAGCCCUGCUCACCUAUGCCUUUACACUUAUCAGGAAUCCAGGAAAUAAAACUCACCACUGGCUGAAUUCCAGUCAUCUUUAACUCUUUCUUGCAACUCUCAAAUUCUCCUCUGUCCCUGCUAUUGAAAAAAAAGUAUGUAUGAUUGCACCAGGAAAUAUUUACCUGAUUCUUUCCCUUGACUGCUACAUGAAUUUUGAAUAUCCUUCUAUUUCCAUUCAAAUAAAUGUUAGCUGGAUUUACCACAUAAUUGUCAGAAUUAUGUAAUUUGUAUAUGUCUACCAUAUUAUGGAAAAGAAUUCGGGCAGUAUACAGUUAUCUGCUAGAUUGAAUUGGAAUCUUUUAAUUUACUUUCUGGUCUUCUUGAGGUUGUCAUUCAUUAGCUUGGCAUAUUCUGUUCCCCAGAGCUGUACUUUGGCUAUUUGAAAAUUUUCUGAAUUUUUUUUCUUUUCUCUUUAAUCAAUCAAUAGUUCUGUUCUCUUAUCAUGAAAACUAGGCUUUAAAUUUACCAGUUGAAAUAAAGUAGCUCAUAUUAAUUUGUGACUGGA
Messenger RNA from Choloepus didactylus (southern two-toed sloth), 10782 nucleotides. It is a transcript of the gene PCDH10, whose product is annotated as protocadherin 10. Bases 756 to 3881 code for a protein of 1041 amino acids. Lineage: Eukaryota; Metazoa; Chordata; Mammalia; Pilosa; Megalonychidae. Gene Ontology annotation, cellular component: plasma membrane. Gene Ontology annotation, molecular function: calcium ion binding. The transcript has 5 exons. The record is from RefSeq and is a predicted model, not a curated record. Gene Ontology annotation, biological process: homophilic cell-cell adhesion.